GUGAUAAUUUCGUGAGUUUUUAAAUGAUGUUUCAAAAUAUGCACUGUUUGAGAUAGGAGAGAAUCUGGAAUCGGUUAAGAGAUGAGUGAGCUGAUGGUAUUAUCCAAACUCAUCAAUACACCCAACCGUAGUUUCAAAAAGGUGGACAAUUGAGAUGCUAGGAUGUUAAAAAGCUGUCUAACACUCGCUCGAAGCAUAGCGUAAGGGAGUCCCUUCCUUCAAGGUGGUAACCCUUAUCAAAUGGAAGACAUGGAAGCGCAGAGCUUAACUGGUUCCAUAGAAAGUCAAAAUUGUGCCAGGCCAGAGAUUCAUGACUGUGUCAUCAAGCUGAGGGAGAAUCCUCAAAGGCGGAAAAAUGAAGUUUUUAUUGGCUGUGGUGCUGGUUUCGGAGGCGAUCGACCAUUGGCAGCCCUAAAGUUGCUUCAGAGGGUAAAAGAAUUAGACUAUCUUGUAUUGGAGUGUUUGGCAGAACGUACCCUUGCCGACCACCAUCGGUCAAUGAAGUCUGGUGGCAAGGGCUAUGAUCCCCGUAUAUCUGAAUGGAUGCAAUUGCUCUUACCCUUGGCUGUCGAGAGAGGAGUUUGCAUUAUUACCAACAUGGGUGCAAAGAAUCCUUCCUGUGCUCGCGAUGAGGUCUUGAGAGUUGCAAGCAGAUUGGGCAUCAACAUCACUAUCGGUUUGGCCUAUCAGCAUAGAGUCUUGAGAUCAGGUUUAAAGGAUGUUCUGAGAGAUGAUGAUGCUGAUGUUAGUACGUAUCUGGGAGCAGCUCCCAUUGUUGAGUGUCUUGAGAGAUACGGACCAAAUGUUGUUAUUACUUCUCGAGUUGCAGAUGCUUCCUUGUUCUUGGGUCCAAUGGUAUAUGAGUUGGGCUGGAAUUGGGAUGAAGUGAACCUGUUAGCCCAAGGUUCACUGGCUGGCCACCUGUUAGAAUGUGGUUGUCAGCUCACUGGAGGAUAUUAUAUGCAUCCAGGAGACAAAUACCGAGACAUGUCAUUCCAAGAUCUACUAAAUUUGUCUCUCCCAUUUGUGAGGGUUAAAUAUGAUGGUUCAGUAUGUGUGGCAAAGGCAGAAAAUAGUGGGGGGCUACUAAACUCUAGCACUUGUGCGGAGCAGCUUCUCUAUGAGGUUGGGGAUCCUGGAAAAUACAUCACUCCUGAUGUGAUUGUAGAUUUCCAAGAUGUUAUAUUUCAACCACUGUCGAAGAAUAAAGUUCUCUGCAUUGGAGCGAAACCAUAUAUACAAGCAGUACCUGAUAAGUUGUUACUGCUGGCUUCAAAGGACCAGGGGUGGAAAGGCUGGGGAGAGAUAUCGUAUGGGGGUUAUGAGUGUGUAAAACGUGCUGAAGCUGCUGAAUUCUUGGUAAAAUCAUGGAUGGAAGAAAUUUAUCCAGGUGUCAACAAACAUAUCAUUUCGUACAUAAUAGGUUUUGAUAGCUUAAAAGCAAUGAGCAUGGACAAUAAGGCGGCAAGACAUUGUGAGGAUAUUAGACUUCGGAUGGAUGGCCUAUUUGAGGAAGAGGAAAUAGCCAUACAGUUUACAAGAGAAUUCACAGCUUUGUAUACUAAUGGCCCAGCUGGUGGUGGUGGUGUCAGUACCGGUUGGAAGAAAGAGCUUAUUCUGGAGAAAGAAUUGACUGAACACCAGCAUUUUAGGUGAGUCGCGAAGAUGUACAAUGGGGCAUCUCAGCGAUGGGCAUGUGUAUCACUACAUCAAGCGCACAGACCGAUGACCUCCAGAAAGUUGUGCUUGCCAGCGAUAAGCACUGUCAUGAAACAUUCUCCAAAGAAGAAGGCACAAUCAGUGAUUUUCGAGAUCCACAGCUUAAUUGCUGCUCUCCAGCUCCGUCUGGAACAAUGACCCCCCUCUAUGACAUAGCCCACAGCAGGGCUGGUGAUAAGGGGAAUGACCUCAACUUCUCCCUUAUCCCGCAUUUCCCGGCAGAUGUUGAAAGGCUAAAGAUCGUUAUAACUCCAGAUUGGGUGAAGGAAGCUGUCUCACCACUUCUAAAUCCCACGUCGUUUCCAACUUCAGAUGAUAUUGAACAAAGAAACCAAUGGGUCAGCGAGAAUGUCAAGGUGGAGAUCUAUCAAGUCAGGGGUAUUCAUUCUCUGAAUGUUGUAGUCCGUGACAUCCUAGAUGGUGGUGUCAACUGUUCACGAAGAAUUGAUAGACAUGGAAAGACUGUAUCAGAUCUCAUAUUGUCCCAACAUAUCAUGCUGCCUCCAUGAUCGGGGAAAGACAAAAUACAUUUAUAUCAUGAUUUUUUUUUUUGUGCAAAGCAUUAUUUUAACAUGAAACUGGAACUCAACGAUUUGUUAUUUAAGCUAUUUGUUAAUUCUGUGUAAGUAGUGCAUGAAGGGUUCUGGACACGGUCUUGGUUCUGAAUUUGGCCCGUGUAGGUAUUGCUCCACCCCAUUCCCAACCCCCAAUUGUGUCUGGACAUGAACCAGCCAUUGGCCAUAUGCCAGACCAGGCUGCAUUUGCAAUUGCAACAGGGCUGCCACAAACAUUAUUUUCAUAUACCAUCUCUUGGGUCAUUCACCUCUUGAUUUGAGCAUGACCGUAGUACCAUG
Molecule: messenger RNA, 2573 nt
Organism: Cuscuta epithymum
Lineage: Eukaryota; Viridiplantae; Streptophyta; Magnoliopsida; Solanales; Convolvulaceae
Source: the annotation of a GenBank genome assembly